This is a messenger RNA of Durusdinium trenchii, 14996 nucleotides long. The record is from the annotation of a GenBank genome assembly. NCBI's taxonomy places the organism in Eukaryota, Dinophyceae, Suessiales, Symbiodiniaceae.
UGAGAUUGCUGCUCCGCAGGAUUUUGGUUCGAAGGUCUUGCGAAAGUGGGGCCAUCAUGGUGGGAAGGGCGGUCCCUUGGGAAACGCCGGUUUCUCGUGAUGGGCCUCAUGGGCCUCUGGAAAUUGGCACAACUUGGCAGGUUGUGUCAAAUUCAACACUUGCGACGAAGGCUUGUUCGGUGAUGAAGAAGCCGCCAAAGGAUUUGCGCAAGUGGUUGGGGCAGCUGGUCACAGUUGUGGAGAAGAACUCUCAUGGACAGGUCAGGUGCAAGCUGAAGUCCGACCUCGACCGAAAGGACGCGAUUUGGCUCGUGCCGGGUGCUUUGACGGCCACCAUCACGACCGAGAAGGAGCUAGUCCGUGCGAUCUUGGGUGGCAUCUACAACUCGGUUGCGCAGCGCUCUGAGAAAAUGACACAGGUGGAGCUCCAUGUCCUUUGCAAGGAAGGCUCAGAAGUCUCAGGUUCAAAGCUCCAGUGCGUGCAUGGAGAUGAGGUGAUGCAGCUUCGAGCAACGUCGGAGGGACAUUUUCAUGGGCUCUUAGAGGUGCACACUGAAUCGAAGGAGAUUCCUUUGAAGUUCGUCUUGCACAACGAGUCUAAGAUGGACAUGCUCUUGAGCUUCGUUGGAGCCAACGCAGAGAGCAAGCAGAAGGAGUUGCGACUCCCCUGGAAGUCGGGUUCCAAGCACACGUUUUGCGAGUUGGCCUUCAAGAAGAAGGAGAUCACCUCGAAGGCAGAGUUCUGGGGCGAAUUCCUUUGCGCUUUUCAUCGAGACAUCGCCCAGUGCGACUCUGCAGGACUGCCUGAGGCGAGCGGCACAGAGAAACUCUUCGCAGCGUUGGAAGCGCUUUCUGCUCUCACGUGUGAGCUACACAACCCACCCGAGUUGGGUGCAUACCUGAAUCUGCUGGAUCGUCCGAUGACACCGGCACAGGGCCUUUUCGCCUGCUACAUGCUCGGGCGGCUACUGGGCCCUCCGGGGAAAGGGGAGUUCUUCCCAGGUUGCUUGGUGCUGGUCGAGCGGAGGACUGGCAGCAGCAGCAAGAGGUCUAAAACCAUUGAGGUGAUCUACGAAGUUGUGGAGGAGCGAGGACAGAAGCUCCGAGUCAGACUGCCGGGCACAGACAUCGUGGAAGAUGCUGAUAUGAACAAAACCAAGCGAUUCUUCAAGAUGAAGGACUCCAAGGACUCCAAGGUCCACGUUCUCGAUGCCAUCGCCACAUCCUCCUUGGAGGGGGCAGAGCUUGAGAUGCUGCUCAGCGACGAUUUGCACCUGAUGAGGGACGGCCUACACGCUCUGAUGAGUCGAGAUGCAUCACAAGGUGGUGCUCGUUGGAUCAGAGCCUUGAGGCGUAUAGCAAUCUCCCACGCACGGGAUGCGGCCAGGUUUUUGGAGAACAUGAGCUUUGAACUAGGUCGGAGGAAGGAGACCCCAAAGGAGCUCGCGUUUGAGUUGAAGGAUAUGGAUGGAGAUGUCUUUUCUGACGAGACGUUGCAAGAGGCCUUCUUCAAGGUCCUCCUGGGCUCCAACUUUUCAAUGGACGACCUGCGGACAGUCCUGAUGGCAGCGCAGCAGGGCGCUACGAGGACGAAAACAGAAGUCGUGGCAGGUUGGUUUGGAAUGGGUCAGCAAGAAGGUACAAAGGCUUUGGUUCAUCAAAUCUUGGGAAGUUUGGCGUUCGAGAAUUACCGCCUUCGAGUGAUUAUGAGCUGCAAGAAUAGCAAGGACCCCAUGGGUCUGGCUAAGACCUGCGAGAGCUUCCAACAAUGUGGAGAGCUGCGUCUCGAGCUGCUGGCGCUUUGGGAGAAGAUCUUUGUGAGCUGGGUCGAGGGAGGGGCUUGGAUCACAAAGGUGCCUGAGACUGCUGAAGGCCUGGCAAGGCUCUUAAAGCUGGAGGAUGAGACGAUUCUAGAGCUGCUGAUGAAGAUCAUGAAGUUCAUGUUGGAGAUUUGUGUCUCAAAGGCCUUUGGAGAGCUGCCGACGCUGGUGAAGCGGGUGGCGCCGUUCCUGCACAAGCUCAAAGACCAGGAGGUGAUGGAGCUUGUGUCCUCCUACAUCACGAGACAUGGAUCUUUGGUCAACUUUGGAGCUGGCAGCAAGGAAGUCAAGAGAAUCCUCGCAGUGCUGGACGCGGGCAGCAAGCUCUCAGAGAUGCUGACGGGAGCCCAUCGCAACGGUUUGGACAAAGUCAUCGGAGCUGAAGUGGAUAAGGCAUGCAAGGACUGUGGCGGCAUGCAGCUGUUGGAAGCACUCCCUCAGAUCAAGGUGGAAGACAAUUCGACAGCAUCCAAGGAGAUGUGCACGCUUUUUGUGAAGAUGAUUGUUGACCGGGCCCCCUCCAUUUGCUAUGAAGCCCGGACCUUCGCGGACGCCGUGAAGCGGUGCCUGGCCGCGUUGCGCGACGUGAGGCCCUUGGCCGAGGGCGUGCUCUUGGCGUUGCUGGAGGCUGCUCCCAAAGAAUCCAUGGAUAUUCAUACCCUGAUGGAGAAAGGUGCUGAGCAUUGGCGGCUCUUGCUCAAGGCCUGGGAGGAGCUCGGAGAGCGCCCCAGGCGCCAGGAACGGCUGGCGGAGCUCUUCCAUAUGGCGAAGAAGAGCUUGGGAGAUUUGGUCACAGGUGAGAUCAAAUUGGCUGAUGCUGAGACCCUGCUGAGCCACAACCGGGAAGCACUCCUGGAGCUCCUCACAGCACUCGCCAAGUACCUGGAUGGGCUUGACCGGGCCGCGACGAACCUGGUGAGCAUCAUUGAGACCCAGGUCCGUACGUACAACGAAGCAGCUGAACGAUCCAGGAAUUUCCUCCUACUUUGCAGACACUGCGGGCUCAUUGGCUCUGCAGAGGUGUCUACGGCUGGCCUUGCAGUCUUGGAGCGCGACAGACAGAAGUCCCUCAAAAGAUUGCAGUGGCUGAACGUUGAGGACCGCUGGUGGUGUCCGAAGUUGAAAGCCAUCAAUGAUCUUCCGAGCUGUGAGAUCUUCAAGAGGAUCGUGAUCAGGUGGGCCAAGGAUGAGGAGGCGCUUACUGCUGAGAGCGACGCCGACAGUGAGGAGGAGGGCGGCGCUUUGGAGGGAGAAGCGCCGCAGCAUGAUGAGAGAAGUCACCUAGACGUGUUGAACACUGAGAUGGACGGAGGCUUCUUAUUCGAUGCCAGUAAAAUGCUGCAGAGCUUCUUUGAUGAAUUCGUGAGCGAAUGUAAGACGCUGGCUGAGACGUCCGUGACGAACUUGGAGUUCGACAGGGUCAGUGAGCUGAUCCCCAUGGAAGAGGCCAGUGAAGUUCGAGAGCAUCUGAGCGUCGCCAACAAAGCGAGUGGCGUCGGUUUCCCGGAGUUGUUGCAACGGACCCUCCAGAUGGCAGCGCGUGUGCCUCGGGCAGCGGCGGACUUGGAGGCUGUGCACACGGCUGCGGGUGUCUUGGGCAUGCGAGCUGGAAAGACCGAAGUCGAGCAGUUGAAGAGUUGGGCGAAAAAGAUCUCAGUCCCUGGUGCCUAUCGCAUCCCAGUGACUUCACUUGCCAAGUCGGUGGAGGAUGCGGACGUCGUCUUGGGGAAGUUGGCGACCAAGGUGGUCGGCCCAGCAGCUGGCGGUUGCAUCCCCAUCGCACGAAACCUGGCGGAGGCCAAGGAUUUAUACGAAUUUCUGAAGUCUUUGUUGGACGAAGAUCUAUUGCAACUGCAAGAUUCCAUGGAGAGCCACUCGGAUGAGCUCCUGAGAAUGGACACCAUCUUUGCAUUGGAUGAUGUGCGACGUCUCUUCAAGGCGCUGACGAAGAGACGCUUCAGGAUGGACUUCGCUGAUGCGUUGCUUGAAAGCGUUCAGGACCUGAAGGACAUCAGUGAUUUGGCUGGAAAGUUGCAAACAUGUGUGCAACAUUCACAUGGGCUGCAGAACUUGUACCGGAACUUAUCGAAUCGAGAGGAAGUUGCGACCGAGAAGAUCAAGCAAGCCGUCAACUUGGGGACCUACCGCAUUGAGUGCCACACCACUGCCGUUGACAUCAGCCUGACAUACCCCAGUACAGCCACUGGAACGAUGGUGAAGCUGGGAAAGCAGGACUUGGUGGAUUUGCGAGCCAGAGCUUUGUUGAACCACCCAGAUGAUCGGGCAAAAGGAGCAGACGAGAGGCCACUCAUGAACUUGUUCGUGCAACAAGUGGACGUGCUGCUGCCGGCUUGCAUCCAACUUGAGACACUGCGCGAUGAAGGCUUCUACUGGGCGAGAACACGGGUUGAAGAGGCCUCCAAUGUGGGAGGUGGCGCGUUGCAGAAGCUGAUGCAGAUGGACAAGAACUUUCAGCAGGACCUGCAAGAGUGGCGACUUCAACUUCAGGCGGCACGCCAAAAAUACCCUGAGUUGGCAUUCGUCUACUCCAAGCAGUUUUGGCUGCUGGCAGACUUUGUACAAGGGAAUGCCAUGCAACAGCAUGACACCCAAAUGGUUCUCUCCAUUCUCUCCUUCAUCGAGGGCAAGGCUUUGUCUGCCUCAGAGCGGCAGAUCGCUUGCUCUGUCAGCCGGCGGGCCGUGCUGCCCGAUCGGGUGCAGCUGCGUGGGUGGUUCGAUGUCUUGGCAAAGUCGCUGGUGGAGGUUUUGACGACGGUUGCUGGAGGCUGCAGAGUCAACCUUCGAGAUCGGCAGCCUCAGCGCUUUUUGUCCGAUGAGAUCGAGACGGGCUUGCUGAGCCGUGUCCAGCCAGGUGUGGUGAGAUCCGUGCACGCCAGAGCGAAGGAGGACGUCUUGCGCAUGGCCUUGUCCUUCUACGGAGGAGAGUCGGCACUGCCACGAGCACACGAGAUGAUGUUUUGUUCUGCAGCCACCUCAUGGCCACAGCUGGACGCCUUCUUGGCGCGCUGCCAAUACGUCCCAGGCCUUUAUGUCAUGGUCCAUGUACAAAGAUUGAGCUACAAGUUGCAGCAUCGCCUCGUUGAGCACCUCAAGUCUCUUGGGAGCUCCUAUCGCUUGGUGCUCGUGGCCCUGUGCAAGAGCGACGAUGCGGCACAAGUGCAUCUCCUCCGGGAGAUCCCCGCCAAGCCCGCCAGCCCCUUCUCAGAGCUGGGCUUGAAGCGCUUCGUAGAGCUUCUGGCGCCGAAGCUCGCGGUCGUGGUCUCGGAGAAUGCUGGCUGUGGGAAGACAGAGCUCGUUCGGCAGCGGGCCUUUGCAUUGAAGAAGAGUCCAGUGACAGUGCCCUUGAGUGGGCCGGUGAACUUCAAGGACUUCAUGCAGCGAUUGCUUUUGCAGAAAUGGCGCGGCUGUGACUGUUUACAUUUGGACAUUGGCCCGACCCAGGAGCAGGAUAUCUUGGAUGACAUCCUGGUGCAGAUCAGCUUGUGGGGUUGCUUGCAAGCUGAGUCCAUGAUCGCAGUGGUGCCACGAGACUACACCUUCAUCGAGCUCGCCAACUUGUCUACUCCGGUUCUCCUGGAGCUCACAGUAUGUAGCUUGGUCUCACUGACAAAGGCCGACUUCGAAAUGUGUUCCUUCUACGUCUCCCCCGAGGUGCGGAGCCCAUCACAGGUGGUGGCCAAGAUCUUGGAGGCGAGAGAAACCACCAACCUCGCACAAAAGGUGAGCCUUGAUGGCCCUGCCAUGCCAGAGGAGCGCUGUCGAGAUUUGCUCAAGCGGCAUUUGGUACACAGGCUUGAAGCACAAGGUCCGCCUUCCUAUGCCUUGCUCCAUAUGGUUCUCCGGGUGUUGGCGGUGCAAUGCGUCAGCUUUUGCACAUCGGCGUACUUCGACCCGAAGACUCUGCAGAAGUUGCAGAUCGAGGCAUCUUCCGUGCGGAAGGAGCUGGUGGAUCGAUUGGUGGAGGCGGCGAUCGACUUCACGACCCGGGCGGUAACCUCGGGUCGGCUGCGACAACGGGAGCAACACGCGGCGGAUCAGACGGCUGCGGCUGCUGCGGAGAUGUUUGAGGGGAUGGUCCGCUGGUCUGAGACGAAGCCGUUGCUCCUAUUCAAUCGGUUUGACCGGCAAACCCUCUCCUUGGUCUACCGGGAGGAGAGCGAGGUGCCCGACGCCGUGAGGGCGCUCUUCCGUUCACAGGCGACCGGCGACGCGAGCGCGCUGCCGGACUUCAAAACGAUGUCCACCACGGAUCUCGAGGCACGCCUGGGCCGGAUGAUCUUACCGCUCAACCAAGAGCUUGGCAAGCCGGCCGAGGGCAGCAGCUAUGUGGUGUCACCAGAUAACUUUAUCAAGAUGGUCUGGAUUGCACUGAGAGUCGAGGCUCGAGUGCCUGUGAUCAUCAUGGGUGAGACUGGUUGUGGCAAAACCUCGUUGAUCCGGCAUUUGGCGAAGCUGCUCACGGUCAACUUCCUGUGCCUCAACGUCCAUGCUGGCACUUCGGCCGAGGACAUCAUCCGCUUUGUGCAAAGCGCAGGCAGCAGCCAGGAGAGAGUGACCUGGGCCUUUCUGGACGAGGUGAAUACCUGUGAGCACAUGGGUCUGGUCACAGAGAUUUUGUGCCAUCAUCGAGUGCUUGGAAAGCCAUUACCUGAGAAGCUCGUGCUCCUCGCGGCAUGCAAUCCCUAUCGCAAGAAGGCGGUCCUGACCACAGAAGCCCGCCGGGCUCAAGCGCAGCUAGUGCUUGGAGACACCAGCCAGAGGCGGAAGAUGUCCCGAUUGGUUUAUAGUGUUCAGGAGCUACCCGAAGCGCUUUAUGACUUCUUGUAUGACUUUGGCUUCCUCGGCACGGAAGAAGAGGAGAGUUACGUAGAAGCGAUGGUCGAGCCGCUCUUCCCGUCCCGCCAACCUGUUCAGCAGCCGUACGGCUUGUUUGGGUACCGCCCUGAAAGGCCCUGGGCUCCUUGUGUGAAGGAUUUGAUUAUCUUCUCCCAAGAGUUCACGGCAGAGAAUCAGCCGGAUUGCCUGCUGAGCUUGCGGGAUGUGAAGCGAUGCGUGGAGCUCAUCAAAUGGUUCCAGGAAAGUUUGCGCCAGCGGCAGGAGUCCUGUCACAGAUGGGAAGAAGACCUAUCACCGGAGGAGAUCACCUUCAGAUCGGUGCUCAAUGCCUUGGUGGUCUCUUACCACUGCCGGCUCCCGACACAUAAACUCCGCGAAGUCUACCGCCAGCAAGUGGCGCAAAUCUUCGAGAACCAUGGCAAAUAUUUGCCAAGGCAAAACAGGCAGCAAACCUGGGAAGGUGGGAACAUCCUCAAUUGGCUCAAGAACAACGAGAUGACUCGAUACAUUGAGCUGAUGAAGCUGCCAGAGAUGACUGCCACAAACGAAGCACUCCUAGAAAACGUCUUCGUAAUGAUGGUUUGUAUCUUGAACCAGAUUCCCAUCUUCGCAGUUGGAAAGCCGGGCAACUCCAAGAGCUUAGCCCUGCGGAUCUUGCACGCCAGCUUGAGGGGCCCAGACUCCGAGGAUCCCUACUUACGGAACUUCCCUCGGCUCUAUGUGAUCUCAUAUCAGGGAUCCGAAGUUUCGACGAGCGAGGGCAUCACCAAGGUCUUCGAGAAGGCCAAGACCUACAAAGAGAGCAUCGCAAAGGACGCCUUGGUUUUGGUGCACUUUGAUGAAAUCGGCCUGGCAGAAGCCAGUCCCAACAAUCCCUUGAAGGUGCUUCACGCGCAUCUGGAACCUGGUUACCCAAAAGACCGACCUGACUAUGCUGUGGUGGGGCUCUCGAAUUUCCCCUUAGACGCAGCGAAGAUGAACCGGGGCAUCGCAUUGGUCCGGCCUCCCUUGCGGCACACCGAUUUGAUGAAAACUCUCACCGCCAUGUGUGAAGGGACAAAGAUCGAGAGAGAACAACAGUUCUUGAAGGAUCUGGCAAUGGCAUACCACAUUUACUAUCAGGGCCAGCCUGUUCCGGACUUCCAUGGCCUACGAGAUUUCUACGCCUUGGCCAAAGCUUUGGCCAAGGCUUGGCCUAAUGAUUGGAAUGCGAGGAGCUAUGUGGUCUUCCGGACCAUCUCACAGAACUUCGGAGGGCUCCCACCGAGCGCAACAAGCUCGCAGAGCCAGUAUCCCGGACAGGCCUUUGCCCCGUGCUCCUUCCUUCAAUCGCAAGGGGAUCGGCUGAUCGGUGGAUCCUGGAGGCGAAUGUCGGUCAGUGUGGUGCAGAUGCUGGAGAACAACCUCAGAGACAGGCAUGCACGGCACCUGAUGCUCGUUUGCCGGGGAGAAGUGGAUGUUGCGUUGACCUUGGUCCGGCGAGCCGCGGAGAAGGAGCACCGGAAUCUGCAGAUCAUGAUGGGGUCUACCUUCACGGAAGACCAAAGUGACCACUACAGCUUUGGUCUCCUCAGGAGGGUCGUGCUCAGCAUGGAGCGAGGAGACUUGCUGGUGAUGCGAGCACUUGAAGCCAUCCACGGCUCGCUCUAUGAUAUGCUCAAUAUGAGCUACACCACCUUGGGCAACAAGCGGCACUGCCGGAUUGCCCUUGGCGACACCGACAUCUUCGCGCAGGUGCACGAGAACUUCCGCUGCGUGGUCCUGCAGGACGCGGAUCAGCUGCACCUGGCAGAUGCCGCCUUCUUGAACCGCUUCGAAAAACAUUACGUUUCCAUUAGCGACAUGGUGACGAGUCAGGUACAUCGUGAGGCAGUGAAACAACUAGAAGGGCAAGCUGCGAGAGCAACCUCAGGACCGCGGCUGAACGAUAAGCCGGAGGUGCAGUCCUUGUUUGCCGGUUGGGGGCCUGAAACCUCUGCAUCCUUGAUCAACUACGUGGCGGCAAGUAGCAGUGAGACUCUCCUACCAGGGCAGCUGGUGGCAAAGGCAUGGCACCAGCUGCUGCCUUGCGCCUCUGUCGACGGCAUGUUGCGCGCCACCGAGCUGUCCCAUUGGGCGCAGGAUCUGUCUGUGGAGCCCAAUGAUGUCAAGGACUGGCGUGAGCAAUUCUUUGCUCAGCCACAGUCGCUUCCCGAUUGGCUCGUUGCCAACGGCUGGCAGGCUGCACCCGGUGAAGCUGCGAUCCGCUACGGGGUGGUCCUUACGACCUCGCCGCUACAGAUUGAUCUGAAACAGAUCUUGCACGAUACUGUCCCAGCCUUCCAGUGCGUGGCCGUGGAUGCGUUGACCUCUGAGCUGGACCUCAGCCAAAAGCUUGAGGACUUCAACGAUGCUCAACUGCCUCCAGGGGCGGUGCUGGUGCUGCAGCUCCGGGCCGACUCGCCGCACGUGGAGCUUCUGAAGCACCGCUGCGCUGAGCUCCGGGAGAAUCGAAGGGCUUUGCUGCUCCUGCAUGGCUCGAGGCGCUUGAUGAGGUCUUCAGCGUUGCGCGUCGGCCUCAGCUUUCAGAGGGGCUGGAAGCAAGUCUUCUUGGAGCGCUUGACCAAGGAGACAGUCCUUGACGUGCACCAAUGCGUCAAGAUGGAGCUUCAGGAUUUCCUCAAGGAUGACGGGCCAAUGCCUUUCGAAGCAGUCUUGAAAAGUGUGCUAUCGGAAUGUUUUUGGUACAUCAAGUACCCUCCCACGCAAGCAGCGGCUUUGCACGUGAAGGAGGUUACAGAGCUAGUGCUGAAGGAUAAAGACCUUUUGGCAUUGCUGCGGCGGAUUUGCAUGGACAAGCUGAACGCUUGGCAAUCACAAGGACAAGUCUGGUGGCACAAGGUGCUGAAAGAUAUGCAGCGCCAAGCAGGCCAUGCAAGCUUCGCCGACUGCAUCGAAGCCUUUGUGCGGCAAGCGGUGCGGGGCCCCGCGGCCGUCUUUUUGUAUCUUCUGGAGAAGAGCUGCGCAUUGAAGACUUUGAGCUUCUACCCUGACGAUUCUGCACUCCGCCGGUCCUGGUUUCAGCUUUGCGAAGAAGAGCUGCUGCCCAAGAUUCAGGAGGUGCCAGAGCCGACGACCCCGGAGCAAUAUGCAUAUCCUCAACAUCUGCAGUCCUUGCGGGUGCCUUUUGCUGCCCACUUCGCAGAGCAGUUGGAUUCUUUCCGCUCGACCUUCUUCGAGCACAAGCUGCAGAAUGUUCACCACCAGGACCCUCGCGUUGGAGAUUUGAGGCGUGCGAUGGAGGCCUCGAUCAGCGAGAAGUGGCUGUCCAUGCUGAAGGAGCAUCGUGAAGCCUACGCCCAAGACUUGGCUGCCUUGCGGUUGACCGCCGUGCCUCUCUUGCAGAAGGAUCAACAGCUUUUCCUCCGGCCGAUCUUGCAGGACGAAGUGAAGAAUCGCGGCAUCACCGAGCUCCAUCAGUUCCUAUGGAGACAUCAAGGGACCCUACAGCUGGCUUUGAGGCAGUUGGCAGCAGUCCCGGCUGACUUGAGAGAUUUGACUGGCUUGAUGGGCAUCCUUCAUGGGAGAGAUCAACGGUUUCCAGAGAAUGUUCAGAAGAUGAUGGGCACCAUAACAUCCCACGCAUGUGCUGCAGUGCACCCCUGCCCUGCGACACUUCAGACACUGGGCAUCUCUUGGCUUUGGGUUGCCAAGAGAUGUCUCUCAGCAGCACGCAGCUGCUUGGAACAUUCAGAGCACUUGCCGGUCGAGGUCAGCGCACUCAGUGUGGUCACUGAGCUGAGCUUGAAGAUUGAGACGAAGAACCUUUUGGACUUCUGGACGGAGCUGGCCAUCGAGCCGAUCCGGAGCGCAGAUCAACUGAGUGACUUGGUGGGGCGGACGCUGAAAGCGGCCGAAGUGCAUUUGACCGCCCGUGCACAGCAGCGGUUCCAGCUCUUCGCACACCAACGGUUGCUGAAGCAUGGAGUGUCUGAAGGUGUCCUGCCCUCAGUGCUGGUGGGUUCGCCAGCUGUGGCGACUGCUGUGCUGGUGCGGGACUUGGUGCAGGCGGCUGCCCUGGACGAUCCCAACUGCUUCAUCGGACUUCGGAACCCCAGCAAUGGUGGUUCCAAUGCAUUGAAGGCCUUGGAGUGGCUUGCAAAACAGGCCGGUGCUGGAGCGGCCUUGAGUGCGGUCAUAUGCGUGGAGAUCCAGGACCAUGGCUUUCCAUUUUUGGACAUUAAGCGCUCCGAGUUUCUGGAAGCAAGGAGAAUCUCCAACGCCGUGGACCUUUUGCGGUCUUUGUCGGUUGGUUCCUUUAGCCUGGAGCACCUCUCGGCCUUGGCGCUCUUGCGGCUCAGCGCCCAAAGGGCCGCAGUGGCCAUCAUCGAGGAUGACUCCUUGUGGGACGGCUUAGAUGAGGUCUUGGAUGCAGCUUGCAGACCUGGAGGUGAAGAUCCCCUUGGCCUGGCUCCCUUGCUCCGCGGCACAGUGCUCCGGGAGGUGAGCGACAAGGUAGCCAACCAGGACAUCCUCUUGCAGCACGGCCGACAGAUUCAGUGGCUUUCAGCUAGCUUGCCACGGCCAGGGGAUGCACCCUUGCUGAAGGGUCCAGUGCCCAUGUUCCUCGGUGGCUUUCUGCCAGAAGCUGUGGAUGCUGCACAGGUGAUCAGCGAAGCUGCGGGGUGCCAACAAAACACGCCCGCGUUCAUGGAACUCACAGAGAAGAUGGACGAUCCGACCUGGCGCUUUGCGCUCUUCGCCGCCUCAGCGAGUCUGCUGUGCCAAGCGGAGGUGGAUGAUGCGAGGGAGGCUGCAAGGGGCUGGCUUGCAGAUCAUCCCGCCCUGCGGAGCCUAUCUCCGUUGAUGAGGGCAAACAGGGAGGCCCUGCCCAGCGAGAUUCGGCUUCAGUUGCAGGUGGCGCCCCUUCCAUUGCUCACUGCGCUGCACCUCGCUGCGGCCGUUUGGACAGCGCCAGGUGGAGUUGGAUUUGCGGGACCUUUGAAGCAAGUGGCUUUGGGUCGCUUGAAGGGCUUCUUACCAGCCAUGCCUGAUGAUGAAGAGGAGAUGAUCCUCCACGCGCUCUUUGACGGCUACCGUACUGGGCAUUUUGGGAGCGGGCAUACAAGAUAUCAGUGCCAGUGUGGUUUUAAGUACAUUGUCGCAGACUGUGGCCAAGCAGUGGGCACUGGAAGGUGUCCGAACUGUGGUCGGCCCAUUGGCGGGGUCCAAUACGCAGAUCACGGCAACAGGAGGCUCGACGCACAACCCCGGCAAGGGCAUGCAGGUGAAGCCGGCUACAUUCGCCAUGCUGCAUCCCGCGAGCGCCGGCAAGCGGUCCGAGAGCUGACGCCUUUGCCAUACAGGGCUUUACAUUUCCUGAUGCACUCUGCCCUCUUGGGUCAACUCUUCGAGCAUUCGGGGAGAUUCUCUGGAUCAUUGAAUCUCCAGAGCAUUUUGGAACACUUGAAUGCUGAUUGGGAUGUGAUGUCUGUCAUUCUGGAGUCAUCGCCAGUGGCAGUCCUCAUGGAUAUCGCACGCCACCUCCUCUUUCCCACCGAGAGCGACAUGUCCGCGCUGUCCCACCUGGGCGACAUGUCCGUGAGCGAGCGCAAGACCUGGGAGAAGCGACUCUUGCAGGCCGUGCUGGAGCCCGCAUUGGAGCCAACUUCACGCGCGGACUUCGAGGCACAGCUGGACUGGGGGGCCUCCCUCGGUGAUGCCAAGGAAGCGCUGCCAUUGCUAUUGGCAGAUCGUUUGGCGCCUCCCAACUUGAGAAUGCCAGCUAUUCUCUCUGAGCAGCGAGAGGAGACACUGCACACAGGUGGGGAGUCCUCUCCUGUGCCAGAGCUCCUCACGAUGCAAGGGAGCAUCCUGGAGCUGGGCGCUGGCGACUUGAGCUUCGCACUCAGCUUCGCGCGAGCACAGUCGGGCUUCGAGCGAUCGGCGGACCUCACCGUGACCACCCUGGAGCAUUGGCAGGUGGUGCAAACGCGUUAUCCAUCUGCUGCUGCGAAUCGGAAUGAAUUGGAAGGCCACGGGGCCCGAUUUCUGGACCAAAUCGACGGCACGGACCUGCAGUCGACCAUGCCUGGCGAAAGGUUUGAUGCCAUUAUUUUCAACUUCCCCUAUGGAGGGACUUUCUUGCAGAAUGUGAAUAAGAUGAAGCAUGGCAAUGGCCUUCAUCGUGCGCUACUUGAAGGCGUUCUUGCUUCUGCUCGCUCAGUAUUGACCAGCAAUGGCUGCGUUUGGAUGACAUUGCUGUGGAGUCAAAUCCAGGACUGGAGCGUCGCGGCACUGGCUCAACGCAACGGCUUUGUGCUGAGCAAGACGGAAUCAUUUCCGCGCAGCCGUUUUCCAUAUUACACGCCGGUCUGGGGCGAUGAUCGCGACUUUGAGCGGCGUCAACCAUGGCAAAUCUACGCAGGGAAGCCCGCUGUGCUUUGCUGCUUCGUGACGCCUGAAGCCAAGCGCCGCUGCCAUGCCGCGCGCGCCGCAUCCGCAGCAGCAACGCCGGCGGUUCCAGCCGCCACACGGGCCGCACCUGCAGAAGGCGCUGCUGGUUGCAGAGAUGAGGAGUUGAAGCUUGGCCUUGGGCGGAUGCUGCGCUUGGUUGAGAAGCCCACCAUGAACAGGUUGGAGAGGGAGUUCCAGCUUUCAGCCGAGCUUGCUGUCAAGUAUCCACUUCUGGAUUGCGCCCUGAAGAGCAGCGAGGCACUCCACUUGGCAGCUCAUUUGGCGCCGAUCUUGGAAUUCCAAAGAUUUCUCAAACGACACUUAGAGUUUGAAGUCAGCCGCGCGGACGCCAAUACCUGGAAGCUGCGCGAUGUGCUUUGCAGCUUAAGGGACGCAAGCCACAGCGCUGAGAGCGGCGAGGCUGGCGCCAGUCAUCAGUCAGAGGCGGCCACCUUCGCGCGGAAUCGAAAGCGAUUUGAGCGGUUCCAAAGUGCAUGGACUGCAUGCAAACAGGCGGGGUGCAUGAUCCGCUAUGGGUGCAAACAGCUACCCGAGGCACCCGAGAUGACCUUGGAAUCUCCUGUAAGUUUGUGCUGCCCAGAUGAGACCACCGACGCAGGAUCCUUUGUAUUGGCCUUGGUUCAAAGCCUCGUGGAUCGGCAAAACAGUUUCCUCAAGGAGGUCCUGGCCAUGGCCUCUCGCGACGCUUUGGGUGCUGCAGCGGCGGUGCGCAGCGUGCUGGAGUAUUGGUUUCAUCCAGGCCACGUCUGCUUGCCCAUUGUGGGGAUUGAGGAGGUGAACGAGACACACCUUUUGGUUCACAGCACAGAGGAGGACCACUUUGCGUGGAUGACUGGCUUCGGUGCUUCCGGCGCCUUGUGUGGUUGGGAAGAAGAGAUGCAAGCAGAUGCAUCGGAGUUGCUGGUGCCAGGAGCAAGAUGCGUCUUUGACUGGAACCUCUUGGAGCAGGAAGUGGCCGAGAGACUUCUGCAAAAGGCUGUGCAAAUCGACUUUCGAGUGGAGAACUUUAACUUUCCGUUCAAAGGGGAAGCCUUCCUGAAUGACUAUCGCUUCUUGGAGGAACUUCAUGAACGGGUCCCACAGGAGCUGAGCCCGGACGAGCCACGUGCCUGCCUCAUGUCCACCGUGAAGGCCGCAGGCUUAAUGGCCUCCCUCCAGGCGACCAUCGCGGCCGUCCGACGACUCACACCGGAGCCCGGCUUGUCGUUGGACGACUUCUGCAAGAACUGGUUCCACGGGUCGCAUUUGCAAGAACUCCUGGCACGGAAGGAAGCGACCUGCCGCGGCUUGAAUGUUCAGCACCUCGUCCACUUGUUCGAAUUGGUCGAAGUUCAAGCAGCAAAGGACCUGGCACAGGAAGCAGGGUCCUUGCCGAAGCGAUAUUGCGUGCCCUUGCCUGAAGGCCUCCCAUGCCUCCAGAACUGGAUGGGAUCACGAGCCCGUGAGAUCCAAGAGAUCUUGUUGAGGAUUUACAUCCGUUGGCUCACCCAUGGACGUCUACAGCCCUCGGAGUUCAUCGCAGACUAUGCGGAAAGGGCGUCGAGGCUUAUGCAGCCCUAUCAGAUGGACGUGAAGGAGAUCUUUGGGGAUUUGCAGCUAGCUCAUGUACAGGCUGCGCUAACCUUUGCUUCCAACAGAUGUCCCACGGAGUGAAGGUUGGUCUGAAAGUCUGAAUUUGGCCAACCCGGACCAUUCUGCUCUGAAGAAGAGAGCUUCAUAGAGAAGCAGUGGUUGGUUAUGUGGUUCGUCAACCAUAGAUGCUGCAGUAGGUUGUGUUGCUGUUCUUAUUUGUGCCACAUGGUUGUCUAUUUGUGUUGUUCCAAGAGCCACGCUUUAGGUUUUGCAUGCAGAUCUCAACAUUGC